This is a messenger RNA of Sorex fumeus (smoky shrew), 426 nucleotides long. Its product is annotated as COX assembly mitochondrial protein 2 homolog. Bases 1 to 426 code for a protein of 141 amino acids. Gene Ontology annotation, cellular component: mitochondrion. The transcript has 3 exons. The record is from RefSeq and is a predicted model, not a curated record. Lineage: Eukaryota; Metazoa; Chordata; Mammalia; Eulipotyphla; Soricidae.
AUGGGGAAACUGUGCCUAAAGAGAGGGACACGUGCCCGGCGGGGCCGGCGUCCGGGUUUUUCUGCUGGGCUCCAUCACCUCCUCCUAAGGAUGCAUCCCGACUUAUCUCCACACUUGCACACUGAAGAGUGCAACACCUUGAUAAACUUGCUUGAGGAAUGUCACAAAAAUCACAGCUUUCUGAAAUUUUUUGGUGAUUGCAAUGAUCUUGAUCGAGAGAUGAGAAAAUGCUUGAAGAAAGAGUACAUGGAAAAGAGGAUCAAGAGCAGGGAGCAUGGUAAUGCGAUGCAAAAGAGACUAUUUCUUCAGAGGAUUCUGACAAAUAAAUUGUAUUUUCACUGGAUGCACACAAGCCAUGGAAAGAUCCAGAAAAGCCUGGAUUCUGACAGUGUUGGUAAAGCCUUUAGUUCUCUCCAGCAUACUUGA